UGGAUCUAUAAGCUUGUUAUAUAAAGGAGGAUAGAUAGUGAGGGUUUUCUACCUUCUUCUACCUAAAGGAAGUCUUUACACAGAGAACCAAAAGAAAAAUAAAGAGAAAAGAACAAAAAAAAAAAGGCUUUAAAUUUGUAAAUUUAGAAUAAAUGGAAGAACAUCUAAAUCCAUUAGCAGUGACUCAUCUUCUUCAACACACACUAAGAAGCUUAUGCAUCCAUGAGAAUUCUCAAUGGGUUUAUGCUGUUUUCUGGAGGAUCUUGCCCAGAAACUAUCCACCUCCCAAUAGAUGGGAUGGUCAAGGAGCUUAUGAUAGAUCAAGAGGGAACAGGAGAAACUGGAUCUUGGUUUGGGAAGAUGGGUUUUGCAACUUUGCAGCUUCUGCCGCGGAAAUGAGCUCCGGGGAGUGUAGUGGCGGCGGCGGUGGCUCAACGGGCUACGGAAAUAGUGAUUUUCAACAAUACCAAGGGCUUCAGCCUGAGUUGUUCUUCAAGAUGUCUCAUGAAAUCUACAAUUACGGAGAAGGGUUGAUAGGAAAAGUAGCUGCAGAUCACAGUCACAAGUGGAUUUAUAAAGAACCUAAUGACCAAGAGAUUAACUUCUUAUCUGCUUGGCACAAUUCUGCUGACUCAUACCCUAGGACAUGGGAAGCUCAGUUUCAGUCAGGUAUCAAAACCAUUGCCUUGAUUUCUGUUCGAGAAGGUGUUGUCCAGUUAGGAGCUGUUCACAAGGUGAUAGAGGAUUUAAGCUAUGUUGUGAUGCUAAGAAAAAAGCUGAGCUAUAUAGAGAGCAUCCCUGGAGUACUUCUUCCUCAUCCUUCUUCUUCUGGUUACCCUUUCAUCAACGCUUCUCCUUCUGACACGUGGCAUUUCCCCGGAGUCGCUCCUCUUCCGCAUCAGCAGCAUGAACACCAGUUUUAUCACUCUGACCACAACCACCGCUUCUUGAUGGGCCAUCACAACCAGCCACAAGCGGUAGUAGGAGGGGCUGCACCGCCUCUACCACUUUCGAUGAAGAUAACGCCCUCAAUGAGUAGCCUCGAGGCGCUUCUCUCAAAGCUUCCGUCAGUUGUACCUCCGGCAACGCAGCCGGGGUACUACCCGUUUCACCACAGUGCUAAAGAAGAAAUGAGUCAAGAAGAACAAAACGAUGCGUUUAGGGUUGAACGUAAUGAUUUGGUGGGUGAGGGUAGUAAUAAUCAUAAUCAUAAUAAUUACAAUAGUAAUAAUGAUAUGUAUAACUAUAGCAAUAAUUGCAGCAACAAUAAGAUCGGUGGGUUUCUUAGUGAGGAUUAUUGAGUCUAGUAAAAUAUCUCUUUUUUUGUCGUACAAUAAGUAUAAAUUGUACUAAGAAUUUUCGUAGUCUGACAUUUGUAAUUCUUAGAUUUUAUUUUUCUCUUAGUUGUCAAAAAUAAUAUAAAUUAUUUUCUUAUAAUA
Messenger RNA from Arabidopsis lyrata subsp. lyrata, 1439 nucleotides. RefSeq lists its product as uncharacterized. The record is from RefSeq and is a predicted model, not a curated record. Lineage: Eukaryota; Viridiplantae; Streptophyta; Magnoliopsida; Brassicales; Brassicaceae. The transcript has 7 exons. Bases 153 to 1301 code for a protein of 382 amino acids.